CGCGACCACGUCUCCUUGGAUCCAUGUUUACCUGCGGAACGACUUGAUAAAUACAUCUUCUCGCAAGACCUGCUUUCGCCAGCACCUCAGGUCUCCCUGCGGCCCAGUCUUUGUCUUUGUCCAACCACAAAGCCUUUUUUGUGACCGUGUUGGCAGCUGCUUUCUAUACUCUGUCUUGUAUAUCCCCGACCGUCAUCUGCCGUCAUCCACCAUCAUGGAUGACCUCGACCUCCCCAUCGCCCUCCGGCGGACGCGUCGCAGUCUCCCCGCGCCCGAAUCCUUCUCGGAUGCUGCAAGACCUCAGCCAGCCGUCGCAAAAACUCCCCGAAAGGGGGCCAAACGUCGUGUCCGCUUCUCAGACCCAGGCAUCCACUCCGGCAGCUGCGCCGCAUCCAGCGGCUUGACCCCCAUGAUCCGCCGUGUCUCCGUUGCUACCCCAAAGCGCCGCCAUUCUUCUGCCCCAGUUGGCAGCACGGGGAAGCCCAUUGUCUCUGCAAGCUCAAGCCUGCCUCACAGCGGCGAAGUCAACUUUCUUCCGCUGCGUCAGGUGCUCGACGGCCGCGUCCAGCGUCGCAUCCGCCGCAAUGGGCUCAGCGAAGAGAUGAACACCAUCCAGCAAGAAAAGCGACGGAGGGCCCAGCAGACCAAGGCAGAGAUCGACCGUCUCAAGACCGAGCUCAAGGCCCGAGACCGGGAAAUCUACGAACUGCAAAACGCCACCAUCAUCAUGGACACCGACCGCAUGUGGGACCUGGAGAAGCAGGUUGAGGAUCUCAAAGACGAACUGUCCAAAAGAUCUGUCGCCGAGUCCGAACAAGGCCGCGGGUACAACUGGACGCUCGCCGCGAGAGAUCCGUUUGAAGACGACUUCAUGGAUAUGAGCGAGGACGAGGACCAGUUUGGUGACGAGACCGUGGCUCAGCUUGCCUGCAGCACGCCUUCAAGAGCUAGAUCCUCAUUCCCAACUCCCCCAGCAACCAGCCCAGCAAUCCCCGGAACGCCGUGUUUCCGCAAGGCCACUCCCAGAUCCACGCCCAUGCCUACUCCCAUGUCUCAUGUUGGAGUUCAGGCUUUUUUCUCAGACCCCAAGCAGCAACAGUUGGAAGAGGAGGUUGCUUCUCUUCAACUCGAGAUGCAUAAGCUGACGGAUACACUCAACUCCUACAAAGCCCUCAGUGGCCGUCUCGGCGACAAGCUCUCUCAGUUUUCGCCCGACUCAAAUGGCGACUCGCCGGCAUCACCACCCGAUGAUCUCGAGGUUCGGAUCGAGGCCCUGCUACAAACCAUGUCCGACCGCACUUGCGCCCUGACUCAACUUAAAUCCGCCAUCUCAGACUUGGGCUUCUCGGGAGAAGAUGCGAGUGAAAUGGUCAUCGCCCUCGCAUCUGGCUUCCGCGCCGCUCGCCUAGAGCUGGAAUACCUUACACCCGGAGAGAUCACGUUGCCUCUGACGUCGCGUGGUGCUGAGGUGCUUGACCUGAUGCUCACCCGGCUUCGCGUCAUGGCCAAGAAGGCAAAGGAAGACGAAGAUGCCAUCGAUGAGUACCACCAAAUCGAACUGUCCUUGAGGCAGCAGCUCGACGCGCGAGUCACUGUCAUGGACGGACUCAAGGGGGAGAUGUCCAAAGCUGAGAAGCUCAUGGGCGACAAGAUUGCAAGGAUACGAGAGCUGGAAGUCGCCAACGAGAGACUCAAGGGUGCAGUGGAUGGCUACGUCCGGGAUCUUUCGGAGCUGGAGGGUCUCGUACAGCAGAUGGAGCGUGACAACCGCGAUUCGGAAGCAACCCGCCACGCCCAGCUCGAGUCGAACCGUCGGGUGCUCUGCAGCAAGGAAGAUGCCAUUGCCGAAUUGGAGACCAAGUUGACCGACACGCUGCAGCGAUCCGCCGAUCUUCAGAAGCAAAUGGUCGAGCUCCAGGACGCAAAGUCGAAGGAGAUGACUUCCCUGAAUCAAAAGCACGGCGCCUCCCUGGCGAUGCGAGACUCCAGGGUCGUGGAACUCCGCGGCGAGAUCGACCGCGUCAACGAAUCGCUCCGAGUCGCGCACGAGACGGUGCUGGGACUCCGCGUGGAGAACGGCGGACUCCGGACCAAGAUGGACGACGAGCGGACAAAGGCCAAGGCCGUCAUCGACUCGAUGAAAGGCGAGCUGCAGCGCGUUCUACAGAUGAGCCAGGACUUUCUCAACACCCCCAAGAAGUCCGACUCGACUCCUGGCCCGCGAUCGCCCCCGGCGACGGUGGUGCGGCGGAGCGGCCCUGGCGGGUUCUUGGCCGCGGGGCUGGCAAAGCGACGCAGCCAGAAGCGCCAUGAUAGCGGAAUGGGCUUGUUGGACGAGGACGAGGUUGAAAUGUUCUAAAAGCUUUGUUACGAUACAUGGACUGGCAUGGACGGACGGCGUUUGUUGUAUACCUUCGUUAUGAUACAUUUCCUUUGUUGUGUACGAUACUUAAUACAUCCUGCGGGAUCUUGAAUGAAUGGUUCUUGUA
Messenger RNA from Ilyonectria robusta, 2489 nucleotides. RefSeq lists its product as uncharacterized. Bases 215 to 2359 code for a protein of 714 amino acids. The transcript has a single exon. The record is from RefSeq and is a predicted model, not a curated record. NCBI's taxonomy places the organism in Eukaryota, Fungi, Ascomycota, Sordariomycetes, Hypocreales, Nectriaceae.